CGGCAGGAAACAGGGUUUCCUCUUGGAUUGUUGUAAUGCGAACAACACCAUAUUUUUCUUUGCUCAAUGCAACCCUCGGCACAGAACACACUGAAUCUAGCCAGAAGGAAAAAUGCCUCCUUCGGAAAGAAUAGUUUUGCUUCUUGGAGUCUUGUUUUUGGGCACCCGCUGGACUAUCCAUCAGCGCUCCGCCAGUGCGCUGCAAAUCCAACAGGCGUUCACGUCUCCAAACCAGACCAAUAACUUUGUUGUGGAUGAAGUUUCCAGAAGAGUGUACCUGGCAACGGUUAACACAAUUUACCAGCUAAAUGGGACAUUACAUCUGGAAGUUGAGAAGACAACCGGUCCGGUGAAAGAUAACUCGCUGUGCCAUGCACCGCAGCUGCCCCAGGCGACAUGCGAGCACCCGAAGGCGUACACCGACAACUUCAACAAGCUCCUGCAGCUGGACAGGGCGCAGGGGGUGCUCGUAGCGUGCGGCUCCGUGUACCAGGGAUUCUGUGAGUUGAGAAAGAUGGAGAACGUUUCUGAAAUCGCCGUUGAGUUUCCUCCCCAGGGUGCCAAAACCGUUUUUCCCAGCAUGCUGAACAUCGCUGCCAAUCACCCCAACGCCUCAACGGUAGGGCUCAUUUUCAGAAGUCAUGGAGGGAAUACCCGACUUUUAGUAGGAGCAACCUAUACAGGUAUGGGAAGCCAGUUUUUCCCCAAAAAUCACAGUAAGGAAGACCUACGAUUUGAAAAUACCCCCGAGCUUGCUAUUCGCUCCCUAAACAUCAAGGAUUUGUCAAGGCUUUUCACUUAUGACAUCAACCCAUCAGAGGACAACGUCUUCAAAAUCAAGCAAGAAGUGAAGCCAAAAAACAAGCUAAAUUUCGUCCAUGCCUUUAUACAGAAGUCAUAUUCUUACAUUGCUAUUAACAAUGACGCCAAUAUGGGUCACAAGGAGAGUCAACCUAAUAGCAUACUGGCAAGGAUUUGUCUGGAUACUGAAAAUCCGCGAAAAUCGACCACAGAGAGCAGAAAACUUACUGAAUCGUAUAUCCAAAUGGGGCUGCAAUGUGGUUCCAAUGGGAAUAUUUACAACAGGCUCGUUUCAGUUUAUCCUGCGGAGAUAUUUACCGCAGACGGACAGGGACCAGAGCAUUACUUAUUCGGAGUCUUUGCGAAAUCUAACAAAAACUCUGCUUUGUGUGCCUAUAAAUUUUCCGAUAUCGAGGAAGUGAUUAGACAAGGGAGAAGGAACUGCUCAAAUUCGCCAAGCUCUGGAGAUGUACAAGUGCUGGACAGCGUUAUCCAAGGCUCGGGUGCCGUGUGCAUUCAGAAAGGGAACAUAGUGUUGCAGCCAGAGCAGCUGGACUGCGGGGCUGCCCACCUGCAGCACCCACUGGCCCUGCGUAAGCCUCUACGGGCGGCCCCGCUCUUUGAGGCUGUGGGGCUCAGUUCGGUGGCCGUGGACAGUGUACACCAUCACACCGUGGUAUUUCUGGGCACCACCAGUGGCCGACUGCGCAAGCUCAACCUUCUUAAGAACCUGACUCUGGCCAACUACAAAUCUCUGAAGCUGCGCUCUGGAGAGUCUGUCCACCACAUCAUGACGUUUGACCCCAAUGACAGAAACUACCUUUACCUUAUGACUUCAAAUCAUCUCCUGCGGGUGAAAGUGUCCAAGUGUGACCAAUAUACCAGCUGCAACGAGUGCCUGGGCGCCAGCGACGCCUACUGUGGAUGGUGCACUCUGGAGAGCAGGUGCUCCAUCCAGAGGGAGUGUUCCCCCCAGCAGCUGUCCCGUUCCUGGAUUGGGCUGGGGGAGGGGCUCCAUCAGUGCCCCUCAAUGACCAUCACCCCUCCUGAGAUCAGCAUCACUGUCGACAUGAAGAAUGUUGGUAUCCUGAUAAACGGGAGUGUUCCAGACCUGCACAGCUCCACAGUGGAGUGUGACUAUGGCCUGGGGGUGUCUACAACAGCCACAUUGCACCUUGACUCCGGGCCAUCCCAGAUCCAGACCUGCCCCCUCCUGCCCCGAGAGAGAUACCCCGGGAUUCCCGCUGGCAGGGACCACAUCACUGUUCCCAUGGCCAUUAAGGUGAAUGGCAUUCCUGUGGUCUCUGGGAACUUCAUUGUCUAUGACUGUGAGAAGACAGGUGUGAUACACCCCAAGACAGCGUGCAGGAGUUGUCUGAGCACAAGAUGGAGGUGUUACUGGAACCAGGAGAAGAACAUCUGUGUCUCCAGUAAAAAUGACUCCAAGGACCUCCUGCUGGAGAAUGCAUCAUCCUGUCCCAGCCUGGUGGCUUCCAAGGUUGCCCCGUCCCCCUCAGGAAGCCCCCAGGACAUCGCUGUCUCACUCGACAACACCGAGGAGGGUACAGCACUGGAGUGUGAUUUUGGCAACGAACAGCUGUACGAGGCAAGAUGGCGGGGACGUUCGGAAGUGGUGUGCAGCGGUGUGACACUGACCACCGCAGACAGGAGCCAGGUGUUCCAUCUGAACCUGCGACGCAAGGAUCACCCAGACAAAUACAUUGACAGCCCACUGCCAAUGACAGUGGAGGUGUAUAACUGUGGGACAGGCAGUUCAGACUGUUCACAGUGCUGGGGACGUCAGGACAAGGGACACCUUUGUGCCUGGUGUGACAACUCCUGCAGACUCCAGAAUCAGUGCCGCCCCCAUGGAAACCAGUGUCCAAACCCUGAAGUCCUCAAGAUCAGCCCACUGAGCGGGCCGUUGGAGGGGGGAACGCUGCUCACAAUCCAAGGAAGGAACCUGGGCCGCAGGGCCUCUAACGUGACCGUGGCCAUCGGGGGAGUUCCCUGCAGGCUGCUGGAGGACCAAUAUGUUGUCUCCGUGCGGGUGGUGUGUGUGACAGGGGAGUCUGAGUCCACAAGGUCAGCGGUGGUGAGCGUCACUGUGGACCAGAAUGCCAUGGGGCAGUCCCAAGACUACUUCUCCUACUUGAUCCCAAAGGUUUUCUCUAUGGAGCCCAAGAAUGGGUCUCGUGCAGGAGGCACCAGAGUGACCAUCAGAGGGGAACACCUGGCAGUGGGGUCUCGGGUUCGAGUGAGGGUUAACGGCACGCAGGACUGCAGGAUUAUCAAGCUGAACUCUGACACCAUUGAGUGCACGAUGCCAGCAGCUGUGCACCCCCGCUCUGAGCCCAUCCCCAUGUGCGUGGAGUUCGAGGACCUUCCAUGCCAGAGCCCAGACCUCAUCAGAUAUUACUCCUAUGAGAAGAAUCCCAGUAUCAGCGAUAUCCGGCCCAGCAAGAGCUACCUCAGUGGGGGCCGAAGUAUCACAGUGAUGGGACAGGGUUUUGACCUGGUGCAGAUCGUCACCAUGGAGGUCACAGAAAUCGGGGACAAGCCAGCUAAAAGUGACUGCGAUGUCCGGUCAACCACAAUCAUCACAUGUCCUUCCCCGCCAUCCCCCCAAUCCAAACGGGCCGUGGUGAAAUUCUACCUGAAUGAGGUUCUCUACAUGGGGGACAGUCCCAUCCUCCAUGGGGAACUGGAGGAGGAGGAGGACGAGCCUCAGGGGGGACAAUUUUAUUUGGACUACCUUGAGAACCCACAGUUUUUCACUGCCACCAAGGAGAAACUCAUCAAGCACCACCCAGGGGAGCCUCUCACCCUCAUCAUCAAUAAAGGUCCCAGUGAACUGGACCUGGCGCCAGAAGAAUACACCGUGAUGAUUGGCUCCAUCCCCUGUGACAUCAGCUUUAAUAACAACCAGCUAUUUCACUGUACUAUCAAUGGCUCCCUGAGCUCCAGCGAAAGAGAACUACCUGUCACUGUGCAGGUUGGGAACUUCCACAAGACCAUUGCCAUGGUGCAGCUAGGGGGCAGUGAGCUGGCCAUAGUGGUGUCCAUCGUGGUGUGCAGCGUACUGCUGCUGCUGUGCACUGUGGCCCUGGUGGUGUACUGUACAAAGAGCCGACGAGCCGAGCGCUACUGGCAGAAGACCCUGCUACAGAUGGAGGAGAUGGAGUCUCAGAUCAGAGAGGAGAUCCGAAAAGGCUUUGCCGAACUGCAGACUGACAUGACAGAUCUCACCAAGGAGUUAAACCGCAGUCAGGGCAUCCCGUUUCUGGAGUACAAACAAUUUGUCACACGGACCUUCUUCCCAAAGAUGUGCUCCGACUAUGAGAGGAGCCUGGUCCAGCCCAUCUACGAGAACGAUGCCCUCGGACCGAGAGCUCUGCCUGAGACACACCCUCUGCUGCAAGACUGGCAGCCUGCCAACACUUCUAGACCAAACAUGGAAGAAGGGAUUGCCCUGUUCUCCACGUUACUCAACAACAAGCAUUUCCUGAUCACGUUUGUCCAUGCACUGGAGCAGCAAAAGGACUUCGCUGUUCGAGACAGGUGCAGUCUGGCCUCUCUGCUCACUAUCGCACUGCAUGGCAAGCUGGAGUACUACACCAGCAUCAUGAAGGACCUGCUAGUCGAUCUCAUAGACGCGUCUGCCUCUAAAAACCCCAAACUGAUGCUGCGGCGCACUGAGUCGGUGGUGGAGAAAAUGCUGACCAACUGGAUGUCCAUCUGCAUGUACAGCUACCUCAAGGAGACGGUGGGCGAACCAUUUUUCCUGCUGCUCUGUGCCAUUAAACAGCAGAUCAACAAGGGCUCCAUAGAUGCCAUCACGGGCAAGGCACGUUACACUCUGAAUGAGGAGUGGCUGCUAAGGGAAAACAUCGAGGCCAAGCCCCAGAACAUCAAUGUGUCAUUCCAAGGCUGUGGGAUGGACUCCCUGAUGGUGCGUGUGAUGAACACAGACACCAUCUGCCAGGUCAAGGAGAAGAUCCUGGAGGCCUUCUACAAGAACCUGCCCUUCUCCCAGUGGCCACGUGCUGAGGAUGUGGACCUGGAGUGGUUCUCCUCCGGAGGCCACAGCCAGAUUCUUCUGGAUUUGGACAACUCGUCGGUCAUGGAGGACGGCAGGAAAAAGCUCAACACAGUAUUUCACUAUAAGAUUCCUGACGGUGCCUCCCUGGCCAUGAGCCUGAAGGACAAGCGUGAAAACACCCUGGGGAGAGCUAAAGAUUUGGACACGGAAAAAUAUGUUCAUUUGGUGCUUCCUCAUGAUGAGCUGACGGAGCCCAAGAAGUCCCACCGCCACAGCCACCGCAAGAAAGUCCUGCCAGAAAUCUACCUGACUCGACUGCUUUCCACCAAGGGAACGCUGCAGAAGUUUCUGGAUGACCUGUUCCAGGCUAUCCUCAGCAUCCCACCAGAGAAACCACCGUUGGCUGUCAAAUACUUCUUUGACUUCUUAGAGGAGCAGGCCGAAAAAAGGGGCAUCACGGACCCCGAUACCUUGCACAUCUGGAAGACUAAUAGCCUGCCUCUGCGUUUUUGGGUGAACAUUCUGAAGAAUCCUCAAUUUGUGUUUGACAUCGACAAGACUGAUCACAUGGAUGCAUGUUUGUCGGUUAUUGCUCAGGCCUUCAUUGAUGCCUGCUCCAUCUCAGACCUCCAGCUGGGCAAGGAUUCCCCCACCAACAAGCUGCUGUAUGCAAAGGAGAUCCCAGAAUACAAAAAGAGGGUGCAGUGCUAUUACCGCCAGAUCCAGGAGAUGGCACCACUGAGUGAGCAGGAGAUGAAUGCACACCUGGCAGAGGAGUCCAGGAAAUACAGAAACGAAUUCAACACAAACUUAGCCCUGUCUGAAAUCUACCAGUAUGCCAAGAGAUACCGCAAUCAAGUGGUGAGCGCGUUGGAUGCCAACCCCACUGCCCGGCGCACACAGCUGCAGCACAAGUUUGAACAGGUUAUUGCCCUGGUGGAGGACAAUAUCUACGAGUGCAGUAGUGAAGCCUGAGCCCCUACCUGGCCCCCACCGUGCCCCACCCACUAUACCACCCCCCCUACUUAUCCUCUGAGCCAAUGACCCCGAUACCCCCGCGCCCCCAUCCUGUAUCCCAGCAUUCCCUCUGUACUUUGUGCAUAUGAUGGGGCACGCAGAGACCUUAAUCCCGUCCAGGACUGGAAUGCAUGGGCGCGCAGAGCUGAUGAGAGACUGGAACUGCAGGAGAAACCAAACCAAAAACAAGCAGCGGCCCGUCAUGCGUUGUGGACAACUACUUUCAAACGGGCGCGCUUCGCUCCUGUCCCGUGUGCAUGAGCAUGACUGGGGCACAAUCAGGGUCCUGUUUUUACGCUAUGAAUGCAACAUGAAAAAGGGUGUUUUUCACAGUUUCGGUCACCUUUUUUUUUGGCUCCUGAUUGGAUCUCAUCAAGGAGGUCCUUUUGACCUCCUGUUGUGGUCAGACCACAAAAAACAGCCCAAGUUUUAAAUCACUUUUUUUUUUUCCAAGGCCACCAAGAAUAGCCAGGAGGCCAGUUCUCACUGAACGUCCUACCUGGAGGGAGUAUCUUCAUUCCAAUCUCACGCACUGACCCUAUCAAAGACGAAGACGAGCCAAGAAUGCACUGUACUGUAAAAUAUGUGUUCAUAGCAAUAUUUAUAGAUCUGUUCUAUGUUUGUUAUUGUCUGUCCAUAACAUGAAUAUGAAUAUAUGAAUAUAAGUGAACCUGAGUGAGAUUCCCUCACUGCCCCCAGACUACUGCUGGUCUGAGUUAUGGAGAAUGUAGGGACAAUCCUCCUCUGGAGCUUUUGGCCAAAAUCUCAUCCUUUGUUUUGGUAAAUUAGUAUAAGAAAUGCGCAAACUGCAGACAAAAAGGAGGCAGGUGCUGUUUAAGACUGAACCAGGCAGGUCAGGACACUGAACUACUGAGAGCAUGGAAAUGUAAGCAAAAUGCCAGGUGUUGAGUACCAUGGUAUGUUUCAUUACAGGACUUGCAUUGUCUGUUUUCUUCUCUUGCCUGGAGAGUGAAAGUAUU
Megalops cyprinoides (Indo-Pacific tarpon) is the source of this 6840-nucleotide messenger RNA. RefSeq names its product plexin D1 (gene plxnd1). The record is from RefSeq and is a predicted model, not a curated record. Gene Ontology annotation, biological process: regulation of cell shape; negative regulation of cell adhesion; positive regulation of axonogenesis. The coding region runs from base 113 to 5818 and encodes 1901 amino acids. Gene Ontology annotation, molecular function: semaphorin receptor activity; protein binding. Gene Ontology annotation, cellular component: semaphorin receptor complex. NCBI's taxonomy places the organism in Eukaryota, Metazoa, Chordata, Actinopteri, Elopiformes, Megalopidae. The transcript is spliced from 36 exons.